Messenger RNA from Spathaspora passalidarum NRRL Y-27907, 552 nucleotides. RefSeq lists its product as uncharacterized. Gene Ontology annotation, molecular function: phosphatidylinositol-3-phosphate binding. Gene Ontology annotation, cellular component: early endosome membrane; retromer complex. The record is from RefSeq and is a predicted model, not a curated record. NCBI's taxonomy places the organism in Eukaryota, Fungi, Ascomycota, Pichiomycetes, Serinales, Debaryomycetaceae. Gene Ontology annotation, biological process: late endosome to Golgi transport; endocytic recycling. The transcript has a single exon. The coding region runs from base 24 to 500 and encodes 158 amino acids.
CUUCCCAUCAAUUAGCAUUGAAAAUGUCAAGACCAUUCCAGCCAAUCAGCGAUGUAAUCAAUACCAGUCCGCCCAAGCGUCAAACACAAUCAUUCAAUGAGAUAUACGGCGAGCCCGAAGACUUUCUCGAGGUAGAAGUACGAAAUCCCGUCACCCACGGGUAUGGUCUGAACUUAUUCACCGACUAUGAGAUUGUGUGUCGGACCAACAUCCCCGCAUUCAAGAAACGCAACAGUCGCGUUCGCAGAAGAUAUAGUGAUUUUGUAGUUUUCCGCAAGAUUCUCGAACAGGAGACCACUAGGGUGAUCAUCCCGCCUUUACCGGGGAAAAUCUUGUUGAAUUCGAAUAAAUUCGACGAGUUGAAUAUCGAAAAGAGACGACAAGGGUUGGAAAAGUUUCUCACCACUGUUGCGGGGCAUCCCUUAUUACAAACUGGGAGUAAGACAUUGAUUGAAUUUAUCCAGAAUGAAAAGUGGGAUGCCAAAUUUGCUAAUUAUUAGGGCAAAAAAAUCUAUGUAGUUUAUAGAGCAGCAUAUUAAUGAAAAUUUUACG